GCUUGGCUCGUGCACCCAUCUAGUACCGACCCGAAAUUUUAACGGGUCGGGAAAAACAUGCCCCAUCCGCCGAGCGGGACGGCCAUCUUCCUGCAGGGUACUUCCAAGGGGAACUCUGGAAACCCUACAAACCAAAGCAAUAAACCCUAGAAGCGAUUCAUAUGGAAGGUGAUAAGCCUUUGACGGCGACGCUAAUGUGUACUGUAGUGGCCGUCGACCACACCCACCUCUGUUACAGAGUCUGCUCUCUUUGCGAGAAGACUUUGCGCGAAACCGACAAAAACAACACUUCUUCUUCUUCGUCGUCGUCGUCGUCGUCUUCUGCCUGCAAAUACUGCAAUGCCUUCCACCCUGUUUCCUCCAAUCCCAAACGCCUCUUUCGCGUUCUCAUGUCUAUAGCAUCAGACACCAAAGUGUUUGUGGUGGUGAUGUUUGAUAAAGCUGCGAGGGUUCUCUUUGGUUGCUCUGCUGAUGAAUUCUUUGACUUUGCCAAGCUUCACCCCUUUUCUGCUGAGACUGCUGCUAAAGCUCUGGAGGGAGAAAUGCUGAGAGUGACCCUAUCAAAACCAAAGAAUGGUAAUGCGCAACAUCAGCGAGUGGUGUCUGUUGUUCCUUUACGUUCUGGUUUUCGACCUGCCAUCGAGAACUUGAGAGAAUUGUAUGGGUAAGAGUUGGUUCAUAACCCCUGUUAUUCAUCUUGUAUGCUUUGUUGAAGUUGGAUCAGAAUUUUACCAAGGGUUAAUACCCCUGCAGUGAUAGUUGAGCCUAAAAACUUGUACUCCGUAUCAUGUCCAAAUUUUUGUGUAGAGUGGUGGCAAUGUGAUUUUCAGAUACUUCAAUUUGAUUGCUUUUAGUACAGUGUCCGUUCAAUCU
Molecule: messenger RNA, 873 nt
Organism: Rhododendron vialii
Lineage: Eukaryota; Viridiplantae; Streptophyta; Magnoliopsida; Ericales; Ericaceae
Exons: 3
Coding region: 162-668 (168 amino acids)
Source: RefSeq, a predicted model, not a curated record